AUGCCCGUACGUGCGCCUCGCCUCAAAGCUGGUCAUCGUACCGCAGCGCUGGUCCAAUGACCCAAAUCUCGCGCCGCUCAGGGCCGAGCUAGUCUGGAUGCUGUCUCGUCAAUUCUGGUCGCGCCCCUGAGGUUGCAAAUUUGGGUUCAGCUUCCGUGCUUGGCUUGGAGGGUGAGCGCAGAGCGAAGAAGGCGGCAGAGGCCCUUGGAAAUACGAGCAGAACGAUAAAAGGCCACAGCCGACUGUUCACCCAGCCACGAGCUCUUAUCGCGCUCUAG
Molecule: messenger RNA, 278 nt
Organism: Ceraceosorus bombacis
Lineage: Eukaryota; Fungi; Basidiomycota; Exobasidiomycetes; Ceraceosorales; Ceraceosoraceae
Source: the annotation of a GenBank genome assembly